Messenger RNA from Spirometra erinaceieuropaei, 624 nucleotides. NCBI's taxonomy places the organism in Eukaryota, Metazoa, Platyhelminthes, Cestoda, Diphyllobothriidea, Diphyllobothriidae. The record is from the annotation of a GenBank genome assembly.
AUGGACCUGUUCUCCGCCGCCUGCGAGAACUUCGGUCUGGUCAUCAACACACAGAAGACGGUGGUGAUGCACCAACCGCCACCCAACUCAGCCACAGCCCCCAACGCGUCGCCGCAAAUCAGCGUGAACGGAACCCAACUGCAAGUGGUGGAGAACUUCCCGUACCUGGGCAGUACUCCCUCCCGCCACACCAAGAUCGACGACGAAGUCGCCAACAGGAUCUCGAAAGCCAGUCAAGCCUUCGGUCGUCUCCAAAGCACAGUUUGGAAUCGCCACGGUCUUCAGCUGUGCACGAAGCUGAAGAUGUACAAGGCCGUAAUCCUGCCGACACUACUGUAUGGAGCGGAGACUUGGACGGUGUACGCAAAGCAGGCGCGUCGUCUGAACCACUUCCAUCUCAGUUGUCUUCGUCGCAUCCUGAGGCUAGAGUGGCAGGAUCGAAUCCCCGACACCGAAGAGCUGGAACGGACGGGAAUUCUGAGCAUUUACUCCAUGUUGAGACAAAUGCAGCUGCGCUGGUGCGGCCACCUGGUGCGCAUGGACGACGAGCGGCUACCCAAACGACUCUUCUACGGAGACGUCGCGACGGGUUCUCGCCGUCAAGGAGGCCAGAUUCGCCGUUAG